This is a messenger RNA of Leptosia nina, 1407 nucleotides long. NCBI's taxonomy places the organism in Eukaryota, Metazoa, Arthropoda, Insecta, Lepidoptera, Pieridae. The record is from the annotation of a GenBank genome assembly.
AUGGAAAGUGGAAGGAAGUUGCAGUAUGUGGUUACCACUGCCGUGUCGCUUCUUACCACUGCAAUGGGUAUUUUUUCUGCUUGGCGGACACCAAUGAUAUCAAAGAUAUGGGCUAAUGAAACUAAGAUUCACAUAGAUGAUGAAGACGAAUACAAGAUACUUUUAAUGACACCGAUCGGGUUCUACAUCGGGGUCGUGUUCGCGGGAUUCUGUUGUGACGGUUUCGGACGAAGAACUACAAUACUCAUAAGCGCAGUUAUCUUCGAGAUUGGCACGGUUUUUGCCGCUUUUGGAAUAAAAGUUUGGAUGCUCUGUGCUAUGGAGUUCUUUUGGCAAUUUGCAACUGGUAUGCUGACGGUUGCAUCAGGCAUUUAUCUAGCAGAAAUUGCAGACCCAGACAUAAGGGGUCGGCUCGUGGUGGUAACAAGAGUUACAUUUAGCUUAGGAAACAUCCUAAUACUAUCAAUUGGUCCAAAAGUUUCGUAUGAGAAGAUGAAUUACUGGCUUCUACUUGUCGCUCCAUUGGCGUUUGUGGCGUGCUAUCCUAUACCGGAAUCACCGUAUUAUCAUCUAAGGAAGAAUAACGAAGAAGCAGCGAGGAGAGAGUUCGCGAGGAUACGGGAGAAUGAAGGAACCGAGACAAUCCAAACUCAAUUCAAUCGGCUCAAAUCUCACACAUCUAAAGAGCUCGAAGAUUCAAAAUCGUUCUUCAAAUGCCUGAUCAAGCGGCGAUAUACAAAAGCAAUCAUUGCCACUUUUGGUAUGAAACUUAUCUACCUGCUGUCAGGAACAGUCGCUAUACAGUCCUAUUACUCCACUGUAACGUGGGAAAGUGACGUCGUAUUAUCCGUAAACGAUAUGUUUAAAAUUUACAUGUCUAUACGGAUAAUUAUUGGGUUAGCAUCAGCUGUAUUAGUGGACAAAGUCGGGCGGCGUCCAUUAUACAUGUCCUCUUUCAUAGGAUCCAGUAUCUGUCUGUUUAUAAUGGCGAUUUACUUUUUAUCCCGGGACGUACUACUAUUGGAAAAGAAGAUCUUGCAUCCAUUUGCCAAUGUUCGAUUCGCCGCUCUCAUAAUAUUCAUUAUAACUUCUUCAUUUGGUGUAGCUUCACUAACGGGGUUGACUACUGCUGAAAUGUACCCCCUGAAUGUAAGAACCAAGGGCGUUGUGGGCGUCAAUUUAUUUGCAGCUCUAGGUUUUGCUUUCGGCAAAAUGAUGAAAGCGAUAAGAGGAUCGGGAGGGGAUUUAGGAGUGUUUUGCGCGUAUGGUACGGGCGCUGCUAUUGGAUGCGUUUUUACAUACUUCUGUCUACCGGAGACGAAGGAUAAGAGUUUAAAUGAAAUACGAGAGGUGCUUCAGGGGAAGAGUAGAAGCAAUGGAGUGGAAAUGACCAGUAGAGAGGCGUGA